UUCAUAGCUUAUUUAAUGAUUUUUCCUCUUUCCCUGCAUGAAAUAUUAAUUGUAGGGUACCUGAAUAAAAAAUACUGGUAGUAGUAUCGAAUAUUACGUUAUCGAAUGCAUAUCGAUCCAUCCCGUGCUCUCUUUAUAAACAAACCAAAAUUCUCCGUCUCUCUCAUCACUACUACAAUUCUCCACUGGCUACUCUCUCCCUCUCUAUCUCUCUAGAUAUAUAGAUCUAUAGAUUAUAUAUAUACACUGUCUACAACAUAUACGUACGUGUACAUAUAUAUAGUGAGAGAGAGAGAAAGUGAUGGAGAUAAGGUAUUGGCGGAGGUCGAGAGGAUACGAAAGGCUAGAUGGGUCGGCGAAGAAGGCGAAAUCGGGUCGGGAAAAUGUGAAGCGGGUCAAAUUGGAUCGGACCCGGAAGAGAAGGUUUUGGAGGAUCAAGAUAGUGCCGAAGCUGAGGAUCUUGAAAAAGAAGGCGUCUCCUAAGAAGCUUUUGACUCGGCUUCGAGAUGCUUACGUCAACAUGAUGCUCCGCCUCGCCAAUUCUCGGGUCAUCGGGUCGUCGUACGGGUACGGCGAAUACGGGCCGUACGGGUCGGGUUUGGCGUCCAGAGAGUACGAUGAGAAGAAGCUGGUCGAGAUUUACAAAUCGAUUUUGAUUGCGCAGGGGACUCUCGUGCACCCCGAUGUUCCCAAACUUUCCUCCGAUUCUGUAAUUAAACUCUCUCACCCCCCACUUGGGUAAUUAAUUAAAUCCAUUUACAAACACACAAACCAAAUUGGAGAUUAUCGAUGUUCAAAGUUGUGGUUGUGAUCACUGAUCACUGAUCUGUAUUAAUGUUACUAAUCAUAAACCAAAGGUA
Molecule: messenger RNA, 860 nt
Organism: Eutrema salsugineum
Lineage: Eukaryota; Viridiplantae; Streptophyta; Magnoliopsida; Brassicales; Brassicaceae
Exons: 1
Coding region: 302-742 (146 amino acids)
Source: RefSeq, a predicted model, not a curated record